AUGAUGUGGGGGCUGCGGCAGCUCUUUGAGAAGGACUAUCCCAACUUCGAAGGCAGCCGUUGGCUCGUUGAUCAGGCCGACCGUGGCCAGCUGGUCGGUGAGUUACGGCCACUCCGCCGACUCGCCUGGAUAAAGCUGCUGGGCGUCGUCAGCGGCGAGAGCAUCGAAGCGUGGGCGGAGGAGCUUGACACGCAUCGAAAGCUUUAUGCUGAGCUCGUGGAAGAGUACCGGAAGGAGACGGACGUCAAAGCCGUGGAUCCGAAGCUUUGCAAUCCACUGUCUCGGAAUGCGGACAAUCCGUACCUGAAGAUUCAGGUGAACGAAGAGCUUCUAAAAGAGAUCUGGAAGGACGUCGAGCGCACCUUCCCCGCACCUUGGCAACAACAAGCAUAA
Messenger RNA from Symbiodinium natans, 393 nucleotides. The record is from the annotation of a GenBank genome assembly. NCBI's taxonomy places the organism in Eukaryota, Dinophyceae, Suessiales, Symbiodiniaceae.